This is a messenger RNA of Hydra vulgaris (swiftwater hydra), 1660 nucleotides long. Its product is annotated as synapsin-2. NCBI's taxonomy places the organism in Eukaryota, Metazoa, Cnidaria, Hydrozoa, Anthoathecata, Hydridae. Gene Ontology annotation, biological process: neurotransmitter secretion. The record is from RefSeq and is a predicted model, not a curated record. Gene Ontology annotation, molecular function: ATP binding. Gene Ontology annotation, cellular component: synaptic vesicle; synaptic vesicle membrane.
CAAUUUAUUUUAACAGUAAAUAGAUUUAUUUGUAAACAGUUGUAUUUGUUUGUUGACCUAAAAACGUAAAAAGAAUAUAAAAUUGCGAAUGGAAUUUGCAGAAGAAAAUGAGUGGAGUUGCUAGCCGGCUUAAGCAAACCUUAUUUGGAACAUAUCGCACACUUUCUGUCGACAGCGAUUCCAGCAAUGAAAGUAAAUUAAAUAAAGAAAAAAGUUCAAUACUUGACAGCUUAAUUACAAAGUUUUCACAAAAUCACGAUCACGUUGUUAAACCAUCGUGUCCUGAUCAAAAUGCUAAUAAUCGUGACCACAAGAUUUUAUUAAUCAUUGAUUCUCCUGAAAAUGAAUGGGGAAAAAUAUUCCGUGGUAAAAGACUGCAUGAAGGAGAGAUUGAAAUUAAAAUUGAACAGGCCACAUUCUCAGAAUUGCAAAUUUUAUCAUCAACAGAAAGAGGCGCAAAUGUCAUAAUGAAAGUUGUAAAAAAUGGUCAACAAGUUGUCAGAAUGUUUAGACCGGAUUUUGUAUUAAUCCGAGAAUACAUAACCGGACCAGAUAAAAAAAACAAUCACAAAGAUUUUUUACUUGGAUUGAUGCAUGGACUUGUACCAGCUGUCAACUCGCUUUUUUCUGCAUAUAAUUUUUUAGAUAAACCGGCAGUUUAUGCGGAACUCUUGCGAAUUCAACAAAAUUUAGGUUGCGAUAUAUUUCCAUUAAUAAAGCAAACAUAUUAUCAAAGUUUCAACGAGAUGCUCAUUCCUCCACCAUUACCAGUAGUCGUAAAAAUAGGAAGUGUGAACAGUGGGUACGGAAAGGUUUGUGUUGCAAGUACCCGCGGUUUUCAAGAUGUAACGAGUAUAGUGGCUAUGACUAACAACUACGCAACCAGUGAACCAUUUUUGGAUGGAAAGUUUGAUAUUCGAAUUCUAAAACUAGGACAGCGUUACAAAGUUUUUAAAAGAAAAUCGCUGACCGAUUCAUGGAAAACAAAUACUGGUUCGUCAUCUAUCGAAGAAAUUGCUCUCACUGAGCGAUAUAAAAAAUGGGCAGAUGAAUGUAGCACUCUCUUUGGAGGUUUAGAUAUAAUCUGCGUUGAGGCAAUUCAUACCGUAGAUGACAAGGAAUUUAUAGUGGAGGUUAAUGACAUUCCAAAAAGUAUAAGUCUAGACAAGUUGGAAGAUGAUAUGAAAUGCAUUGCAAAUGUUGUUAUUAAACGCAUGGAAACCCACUUUAAGCCUCCUAUUGGUGCAGUGAAAAAGAACUUAACAAAUAAAUCGCUGAAUGCAAAUGUGAGUAUGGCAGAAUAUGCUAAAUCUACACUAUCUCCAUUCAAUGCAACAUCGCCAAAGCAAAGUCCCCAUCAUACCGAAAAAAUUCCACGUCCAGGUAGUGCACCACCUCUUGAACUUUCUGGUUCAGGUUUUGCAUCACCUCUGUUAGACAGAAAAAAUGUAAUAAAUGACAAUCUUAAAUUGACGCGUAAUAGAAAAAGUUCGAUAGCGGAACUAAUAUUUGGCACGGACAAAAUUUAAAAAUUGGAAAUAUAAUUAACAUAUAUUAGUAUAUUAGUAACUUCUGCAUUAAAAAGAUUGUAUAUAUAAAAUUAUUCGUACAUAAAAAAGUUCAAUAUUUUGUCUAAUAAUAAAGAUAUAUUUGAAAUUUA